Molecule: messenger RNA, 4599 nt
Organism: Haemorhous mexicanus (house finch)
Lineage: Eukaryota; Metazoa; Chordata; Aves; Passeriformes; Fringillidae
Product: protein spinster homolog 1-like
Biological process (GO): transmembrane transport
Cellular component (GO): membrane
Molecular function (GO): transmembrane transporter activity
Source: RefSeq, a predicted model, not a curated record
AUGGAGAAGACCUCCCCCUGCCCCUCCCCCACCCUGGCUCGCCCCGAUGACGUCACGGUGGGGGCGGGGCCGGAGCCGGAGGUGGCCCCGCCCCCCGCGGGCAAAGCCCCGCCCCCUCCGCCCCGCCCCCACCUGAGCGUGGCCGUGCUGUGCUUAAUUAACCUCCUUAAUUACAUGGACAGGUUCACCGUGGCAGGUGUGCUGCCCGAGGUCGAGGAUUAUUUCGGCAUCGGCGACAGCAGCUCCGGCCUCCUGCAGACAGUGUUCAUCAGCAGUUACCUGGUGCUGGCUCCUCUCUUCGGCUUCCUCGGGGACCACAGCCGCAAGCGGCUCCUGGCGCUGGGGCUGGCGCUCUGGUCCGGGGUCACCCUGGCCACCAGCUUCGUGCCCCCGCAGCACUUUGGGGCCCUCCUGGCCGGCCGGGCCCUGGUGGGCGUGGGCGAGGCCGCCUACUCCACCCUGGCGCCCACCUUGGUGGCCGACCUGUUCCGCGGCCCCGCCCGCAGCCGCGCCCUGGGCGGCUUCUACCUGGCCGUGCCCCUGGGCAGCGGGCUGGGUUACAUCGCGGGGUCAAAGGUCAAGGACCUGGCGGCCGAUUGGCGCUGGGCGCUGCGGGUGACCCCUGUCCUGGGGCUGCUGGCCCUGCUGCUGCUCCUGGCCGUGGUCAGCGACCCCCCCCGGGGCGGCCUGGACGGGGCGGCGGCCACUGCCCGGCCCCUCCCCCACUCCUGGGGCCACGACCUGCGCCAGCUCGGCCGCAACCACACCCUGGUGCUGUCCACGCUGGGCUUCACGGCCGUGGCCUUUGUCACCGGCGCCCUGGCGCUCUGGGCUCCGGCCUUCCUGUUCCGAGCCCGCCUGGCGCGGGGGGAGGGGCAGCCCUGCCGGGGGGGGCGGCGUUGCCAGGCGACCAGAGGUGGCCUGCUGUUCGGAGCGCUCACCUGCGGCUCGGGGGUGCUGGGGGUGGGGCUGGGGGCGGAGCUUUCUCGUAGGCUCCGCCCCCGCGAGCCCCGGGCGGAUCCAUUGCUGUGCGCGGGGGGGCUCCUGGGGGGGGCGCCCUGCCUGCUGCUGGCGCUGCUCUGCGCCCAGCCCUGCCCCCCCGCCGCCUACGUUUGGGGGCUCCUGGGGGGGGCGCCCUGCCUGCUGCUGGCGCUGCUCUGCGCCCAGCCCUGCCCCCCCGCCGCCUACGUUUUUAUCUUCCUGGGGGAGACCCUGCUGUCCCUGAACUGGGCCAUCGUGGCCGACAUCUUACUGUACGUGGUGCCCCCCGGGCGCCGCUCCACGGCCGAGGCGCUGCAGAUCGUGGCCUCGCACUUACUGGGAGACGCUGGGAGCCCCUACCUGGUGGGACUGGUGAGUGACGCCCUGGGGGGCGGAGCCGCCGCCAUCUCGUACCAGCGCGGGGCCGGGGCUCUGCUGCGGGCGCUGCUGCUGCUGCCGUUCGCCGCCGCCCUGGGCGGAGCCGCCUUCCUGGCCGCCGGUAACAGCCUGCCCCGGGACCGGCGGCGGGCCCGGAGGGAGGCCCGAGGGCUGCCCCCGGACGGCGACAGUGACGACGAUGAGGAGGACGGCGAUGGUGGCCCCGCCCUCGGCGAUGGUGGCCCCGCCCCCGGCAGUGAUGGCUCCGCCCCCCCGGCCAUCGUGGUGCCGCCCAACGCUGGGGGCCGGACACGGCGCCUGCCCGUGGCUCACGUGCUGGCCUGAGAGUGACCACGGAGUGACCACGGAGUGACCAGUGACCUCUGAGUGACCUCUGAGUGACCUCUGAGUGACCAGUGACCUCUGAGUGACCAGUGACCACUGAGUGACCAGUGACCACCUGGGAGUGACCACCUGAGUGACCAGUGACCCCUGAGUGACCAGUGACCCCUGAGUGACCAGUGACCCCUGAGUGACCAGUGGCUGCUGAGUGACCCCUGAGUGACCACCUGGGAGUGACCACCUGAGUGACCCCUGAGUGACCCCUGAGUGACCGGUGACCACUGAGUGACCCCUGAGUGACCACCGAGUGACCACUGACCCACUGACCAUCUGAGAGUGACCAGUGACCACUGAGUGACCCCUGAGUGACCAGUGACCACCUGGGAGUGACCAGUGACCACUGAGAGUGACCAGUGACCAUCCAGGAGUGACCAGUGACCACUGAGAGUGACCAGUGACCACUGAGAGUGACCAGUGACCAUCUGAGAGUGACCAGUGACCAUCUGAGAGUGACCAGUGACCACUGGGAGUGACCAGUGACCACCUGGGAGUGACCAGUGACCACUGAGUGACCCCUGAGUGACCAGUGACCACCUGGGAGUGACCAGUGACCAUCUGAGAGUGACCAGUGACCACUGAGAGUGACCACUGGCCACCUGGGAGUGACCAGUGACCGCUGGGAGUGACCAGUGACCCCUGAGUGACCCCUGAGUGACCGGUGACCACCUGGGAGUGACCAGUGACCACUGAGUGACCUCUGAGUGACCAGUGACCAUCCAGGAGUGACCAGUGACACCUGAGAGUGACCAGUGACACCUGAGAGUGACCAGUGACCACCUGGGAGUGACCAGUGACCACCUGGGAGUGACCAGUGACCAUCCAGGAGUGACCAGUGACCACUGGGAGUGACCAGUGACCAUCCAGGAGUGACCAGUGACCACCUGGGAGUGACCAGUGACCAUCCAGGAGUGACCAGUGACCACUGGGAGUGACCAGUGACCCCUGGGAGUGACCAGUGACCAUCUGGGAGUGACCAGUGACCAUCCGGGAGUGACCAGUGACCACUGGGAGUGACCAGUGACCCCUGAGUGACCAGUGACCAUCCAGGAGUGACCAGUGACCACCUGGGAGUGACCAGUGACCACUGAGUGACCCCUGAGUGACCAGUGACCCCUGGGAGUGACCAGUGACCACCUGGGAGUGACCACUGACCACACCAGGGGUCACUCACUCCAAUUUUUGGGGGUCCCAGCCCCAAAUUUUGGGGUCCCAAAUCCAAAUUUUGGGGUCCCAGUCCCAUUUUUGGGGUCCUGGACUCAGAUUUUGGGGUCCCAGCCCCACUUUUGGGGUCCCAAACCCAAAUUUUGGGGUCCUGGACUCAGAUUUUGGGGUCCCAGCCCCAAAUUUUGGCAUCUUUACCCCAAAUUUUUGCAUCUUCACCCCAAAUUUUGGCAUCUUCACCCCAAAUUUUGGGGUUCCGGGGCCAGAUUUUGGAGGCCCAGUCCCAUUUUUGGGGUCUUAGACUCAGAUUUUGGGGUCCCAACCCCAUUUUUGGGGUCCCAAACUGAAAUUUUGGGGUCCCAGCCCCAGAUUUAGGGUCUCAAACCCAAAUUUUGGGGUCCAAAAUCCAAAUUUUGGGUUUCCAGCCCCAUUUUUGGGGUCCCAAAUCCAAAUUUUGGGGUCCCAGCUGCAUUUUUGGGGUCCCAAACCCAAAUUUUGGGACCCCAACCCCAGAUUUAGGGUCUCAAACCCAAAUUUUGGGGUCCAAAAUCCAAAUUUUGGGUUUCCAGCCCCAUUUUUGGGGUCCCAAAUCCAAAUUUUGGGGUCCCUGCCCCACUUUUGGGGUCCCAGCCCCAAAUUUUGGGGUCCCAGCCGCAUUUUUGGGGUCUUAGACUCAGAUUUUGGGACCCCAGCCCCACUUUUGGGGUCCCAAACCCAAAUUUUGGGGUCCUGGACUCAGAUUUUGGGACCCCAGCCCCACUUUUGGGGUCCCAAACCCAAAUUUUGGCAUCUUCACCCCAAAUUUUGGGGUUCCGGGGCCAGAUUUUGGAGGCCCAGUCCCAUUUUUGGGGUCUUAGACUCAGAUUUUGGGACCCCAGCCCCAUUUUUGGGGUCCCAAACCCAAAUUUUGGGGUCCCAAACCCAAAUUUUAGGGUCCCAGUCCCAUUUUUGGGGUCCUGGACUCAGAUUUUGGGGUCCCUGCCCCACUUUUGGGGUCCCAAACCCAAAUUUUGGGGUCCCAGUCUCAUUUUUGGAGUCCUGGACUCAGAUUUUAGGACCCCAGCCCCAGAUUUGGGGUCUCAAACCCAAAUUUUGGGGUCCCAAAUCCAAAUUUUGGGGUCCCAGCCCCAAAUUUUGGGGUCCCAAACCCAAAUUUUGGGGUCCCAGCUCCAUUUUUGGGGUCCCAGCCCCAGAUUUGGGGUUCCAACCCCAUUUUUCGGGUUCCAAACCCAAAUUUUGGGGUCCCAGCCCCAGAUUUAGGGUCUCAAACCCAAAUUUUGGGGUCCCAAACCCAAAUUUUGGGGUCCCGACUCCAAAUUUUGGCGUCUUCACCCCAAAUUUUGGGGUCCCAACCGCAAAUUUUGGUGUUCUGCUGCCAUUUUUGGGACCCCAGCCCCAAAUUUUGAGGCCCCAACCCCCAAAUUUGGGGGUCCGAGCUCCAAAUUUGGGGGUCCGAGCUCCAAAUUUGGGGCUCUCAGAUUUUGGGACCACCACCCCAAAUUUUGGGACCCACAGCCCCAUUUUCGGGGGCCCCACGGCCCCAAAUUUCGGGGUUUUCAACCCAAAUUUUAGGACCCCAGCCUCAUUUUUAGGACCCCGCCCCCAAUUUUGGGGGUUCUGAACCCAAAUUUCGGGACCCCCUCCCCCAAUUUUAAGACCCCGGCCCAUUUCCCCCCC